UAUCUAAUAUUAGUUUCCCGUAUUAAUAACGGGAUGUUUUAUUUAAAUAUGAAUGUUUAAAAGCAAAUUAAAUUUCAAUUAAUUGAUUAUUUUACAUGUUUUUAUAUUUUGUCUUAUCCGGAGAGGUAGCGAUCGGCGUCUUGUAUCAGAUUCUUUAUGUUAAUUAAGUAGAUAUCUGUAUUUAUUUUAUUAUUUUUAUUUAUUUCAUUACCUUUGACUCCGAUCUGCAAACAAAUUCACUCCGGCGGUCACAGCUUAUUAUUUUUAUGUUAUUAAUUUAUUUAUGUAUCUACUUAAUAUUUAAUUGUUCUUCGUGUUUAUAUCUGAGUUUAUAUCAUCACUUAAUUACUUAAUAUUAUGAAGCAUCGUUAAAGAUUGUAUUUUGAUAUACCGAUGGUAAUCUGUGACAGUGUCUGUCUUUAUUACGAGCUUUAAUACAUUCAGACUCCAUUAUAUGAAGUUACGAUUAUCAUAAAAGUUGUGAUUUGUCAAAUGUAUAAUAUUCUGGUACUUAAUAUGUGUAUGCUGGCGUUAUUACCUCGUGUGAUCUAUUUUUAGUGGCUUAUCAUUUGGUACAUUUAAUCAGCCUCCUGGCACGUGUAACAUAGAUAAGGUUGUUUUUGUUUUCGUAUACUGACCGACAUUUGCGUAAAGUAACCCAAAUAUUUGAUUUACGACAUUGAAAGGUUAAUGUACUUGGUUAUAGGCGUCAAUGAACUUUUUGAGGUCGCUUUGUAAUAAAAACUUUAUUUAUAGUAUUAUAAAAGUAAUGUGGUUUGUUUGUUCAAUUAUAUUCUUAUAGUUUUAGUUAAGAUGAACACUAGAGUUCAAAAGAAGAAGCGUAAAUCCACAACCAAAACAUCAUCAUUAGAAGCUGCUACACAAGAAGACACACCGCCUCCAAUGGUGAAUACAGUGCAAGAUACAGAUGAUAAUAUCCCUUCUACCUCAGGAGCAGUAAUGCACCCAGUUGUCACGAAUCGACAAGUUAGAGAAGUUCAAAAGGUUAGCACCAUUGGCGGAGGAUACACCAGAAAUAAUCCCUCAGGAGUUCAUAGACCUGAUCUCCAAGGUGAAAUUGACCGACUAAUUGUAUCAGUAGUUGCACCGAAUACGUCGAAGGUUUAUCAACAAGCGUUACGGUCAUUUAAAGAAUUUAGGACCUUGUUCCAAUUUGAAGAUCUUUGGCCUAUUCCAUUACAUCACAUAACUAACUAUAUUGCCUAUAUGUCAUUCACUGGAACUGCGGCCUCAACUGUUAAAUCAUAUAUCUCUGGGUUGAGUUUUUUCAGUAAGAUUAACAACUAUACAGAUUGCUUUAAUACUUUUGUUGUCAGAAAGCUCCUCGAGGGAAUGAAGCGUUCUCAAAAUCGACCAAAGGACGUAAGGUUACCCAUAACACUUGAUUUAUUGUUAAAAAUUAAUAACGUUCUACCUGCUGUUUGUCAUAACGAUUUUGAAACUAAACUCUUCCAAGCUUCGUUUUCCUUGGCCUUUUUUGGUUUCCUACGUGUUGGCGAACUAACCGCUGAUCAUAAACACGCCUCAACCCAAUCCCAUGCAAUUGAAUAUAACGACAUUAAAAUAAAUCUAUCUAGUAUUGAAAUCCGCUUACGUUCAUCUAAGACUGACCAGUGCUGUACUGGAACCACAAUUGGUAUUGAUGUUAGGCCAGGUGAUGUUUGUGCCGUUUUCGCUUUACGUAAUUACUUAAAAGUAAGACCAAAUGUUGCUGGUCAAUUGUUUUGUCAUUUUGAUGGAACUCCUGUCACUAGAUACCAAUUUUCCGGAGUCCUUAAAAAGUCACUGAAUGUUUUGGGUUUAAGUCAAGGAAAGUAUAGUUCUCAUUCAUUCAGGAUAGGUGCUGCCACAAGCGCUGCCAUGAACGGAUUAUCUGAUUCUGAAAUUCAGGCUAUGGGUAGGUGGAAGUCUGAUGCAUUUCGUUCAUAUAUUCGAAUACAACAAUGUCUAUAACUGUUAGAUUUAUUUUUAAUUUUGUUUAAUGAACUUGCAAUCACU
Molecule: messenger RNA, 2019 nt
Organism: Mytilus trossulus (common blue mussel)
Lineage: Eukaryota; Metazoa; Mollusca; Bivalvia; Mytilida; Mytilidae
Exons: 2
Coding region: 814-1974 (386 amino acids)
Biological process (GO): DNA recombination; DNA integration
Molecular function (GO): DNA binding
Source: RefSeq, a predicted model, not a curated record